Messenger RNA from Vanessa atalanta (red admiral), 1458 nucleotides. RefSeq lists its product as uncharacterized. The record is from RefSeq and is a predicted model, not a curated record. The transcript has 3 exons. The coding region runs from base 185 to 664 and encodes 159 amino acids. Lineage: Eukaryota; Metazoa; Arthropoda; Insecta; Lepidoptera; Nymphalidae.
GGCACUAUCACUAAUUGUUUAUUAUUUAUUUAAUACAAAUAGUUUGAAUAUUGAUUUCUUAAGGGCGCUCCACAUUCUCAAGAGACAUUCACGCGAGAAUCUCCGGAGAUUCUCUGCGAGAACUGUAGCGAGAACUUCUUUGGGUACACACUCUCACAAAGUUCUUAAAUAGUUCUCGCGUUCGAUGACGAUGGACGCAGAAGUAACCGCUGCGACAAGUUUAUUGUUAUGCGCAUUCGCAUAUUAUAAUUAUGCGUAUGCGAAAGAGAAAAAAGUUAUUAAAAAGAAGUGGCGAAAAAGAAGAUGGUGGAUGACAAGUAUUCAUCGUAAUAGAACAAGCCUAACUAUGGAUCAGCAGUUACAUGAAUUAGUGGCCGAACCAUCAAAUGAAUUUAAAAAGUUUACUCGAAUGUCUUCGGUGGAUUUUGAAUAUUUAUUGAAUAAAGUGUCAACACAGAUUCCUAAGCAAAAUACUCAAUUAAGGGAAUCCAUUCCAGCUCGGACACGUCUUGCAGUAACAUUACGAUACUUGGCCACAGGAGAUGACUACCAAAGUCUUCAUUUUUUAUUUAAAAUAUCCCCACAAGUUAUUUCGCAGAUAAUAACAGAAGUUUGUCAAGCCCUAAAUGAAGCAUUAAAGGAAAAUAUAAAGCUACCAUCGUGAGAAUGGCUACAAACCGAAAAAGACUUUGCAUUGAAAUUCCCGCGUGCUGUGGGAUCAAUAGAUGGCAAACAUAUUGUUUUAGAAUGUCCCAUAAAUUCCGGAUCGGAAUAUUAUAAAUAUAAAAGAACAUUCAGUAUAGUUUUGAUGGCGUUGGUUGAUAGUCACUACAAUUUUAUUUUCGCAGACAUAGGCUGUCAAGGCAGAAUUAGUCAUCGACGUGCCAUAAAUUUUUUUGGGAGACGGCGCUUUUGCCCUUUCGGAAAACAUUAUGAAACCCUAUUCUGGAAAUCACAACUUGGGAUCCCAAAACGAAAGUUUAAUCAGAUUUUGUCUGGAGCACGGGUAGUAGUUGAAAAUACUUUCGGCAUUUUGGUAACAAAAUUUAGAAUUUUCAAGAAACCAAUAAAUUUACAACCCGAAAAAGCCGCCUUGAUAACGUUGACAUGCAUACUCUUACACAAUUUCUUGAGACGAAGCACUACAUCAUCACACAUCUAUACACCUUCCGGAACUAUAGAUACUUAUGACAAUAAUAAUUUAUUAAUAGAGCCCGGCUCUUGGAGAGGAGAAAUGGAGAGCACCUGUGCUAUUCGAAAUCCGCGACAUAUUCCACGGCGAGCGGCUCAUCACGCAACAGAAAUAAGAGAUGAAUUCGCUAAAUAUUUCAGUAGAUAGGUUAUGUACUGGUUGUCAAUAGACAUAAGUUGAUUGUACUAACUAAUAAAGGAAAACUUGCUGUAUCGUCGAAUAAGGCGUUUUUGUACUUUCCUAUAUCUAAUAAUAAUUAUAAGUAA